AUGUUGGAUGAGGUAAACUUCUCGUCUGAGAAAAUGGUUCCGGAUCGCUUAUGGGUAUCUUCGUCAAGAACUACGGAGUUAAAGCGAAGACCGGAGGCAAGUCUAAGUCCUGGUAGGCCGGUGCCAGUUUGCAGUUCCCCGUUGGACGCAUUCAUCGUAUGCUUCGCAAAGACAACUAUGCUGGUCGUGUUGGAGGUGGAGCUCCACUUUAGCUGCAGUCGUACUCGAGUACUUCUCUGCUGGGGCACUGAAAUUGGCUGGCAAUGCCGCCCGUGA
Messenger RNA from Angiostrongylus costaricensis, 276 nucleotides. The record is from the annotation of a GenBank genome assembly. Lineage: Eukaryota; Metazoa; Nematoda; Chromadorea; Rhabditida; Metastrongylidae.